Messenger RNA from Solanum lycopersicum (tomato), 598 nucleotides. The record is from RefSeq and is a predicted model, not a curated record. NCBI's taxonomy places the organism in Eukaryota, Viridiplantae, Streptophyta, Magnoliopsida, Solanales, Solanaceae.
GCAAACAUGUACUACAUAUUCUAUCCCACUACCCUCACUCCACAAACACAUUAUAGUGAGAGAGAAACUCCAAAACAAACUUUCAUCCAACUCUCUUUUAAUCCAUGGGGACGACUGAUUCGAUUUACCGCCGGCCGGCGUCUCAAUUUUACAGCUGUAUGUCGCCAUCGUGUAUUCCGGUGCACGACGAAUACUCGCGCAUAAAUGAGUGUCGCCGGCGAGAUAGCAGCUGCCGGAGAACGUGGAGAAGAUUGUUGAAGAAAUUGGUGAAUGAAGGGAAGAAUGUGUACGGAAAGAAGACUUUAACAUUUCAUUAUGAUGCAGUUAGUUACUCGCAGAACUUCGAUGAAGGAUGUAAAACUGAUGAUUAUCCUCCUCCACGUCAUCAUCAAGUUUACAGAAUUAAUGUACAGAAAUAAAUGCAGUUUCUUUUUUUUUUUUAAACUCAAGUGAGCAUAAAAUUAAUUAGUAUGUGUAUAGUAUCCUUCAACAAUAUAAUGCAAGCUUUGGCUGAAUCUACAUCUUCUUUUCCUUUUCGAGUUUCUGUCAGAGUGGAUAAAAGUAUCACAUUUAUUAGAAAUGGACGGCGAUUUUCUUA